Messenger RNA from Girardinichthys multiradiatus, 1525 nucleotides. RefSeq names its product visual system homeobox 2-like. The record is from RefSeq and is a predicted model, not a curated record. Gene Ontology annotation, molecular function: DNA-binding transcription factor activity, RNA polymerase II-specific; sequence-specific double-stranded DNA binding. The transcript is spliced from 5 exons. Bases 76 to 1221 code for a protein of 381 amino acids. Gene Ontology annotation, biological process: regulation of transcription by RNA polymerase II. Gene Ontology annotation, cellular component: nucleus. Lineage: Eukaryota; Metazoa; Chordata; Actinopteri; Cyprinodontiformes; Goodeidae.
CACAAAAAAAGUGCACCAGAUUGUUGUGUGCACCAGGUAUCAGGACUAUUUUGUUGGAGGGAGAAGGCCAACAUCAUGACGGGAAAAGAUGGAGUUGUGCUUUCAGACACUGAAAAUAAGCAGAAAACAGCGUCACAGAACAUCCUAAACCAGGGGGACUCCAAGCAUCAACCUCCGGACUGGAAAAUGGCCCCCAUCGUGCAACGGCGCACUGGCUUCGGCAUCCAGGAGCUGCUCGGCCUUAACAAGGAGCCUUCGGCGGCCACACCAAGACGACCGCUGGAAACUCUGCCGCACAGAGCGCACGUCCUGGCCGCCAGGUCGGCCCUCGGACACGCAGGGCUCGGAGUCGGCAUGGGUUUACUCUGCCCGGAGGGUAUACACCCGUUUUACAGUCAACCUGCUUUCCUGGAAGUUCUGUCAGAAGCGCAGAAUGUGCCCCUGCAGCCUCUGCGCACAGCGCCGCAGAUGGACCCCCAGAUGGAGGCGCAACACUCCGGCGGCAGCUCCGAUUCAGAUGAUUUAAGCUCUUCCGGUGAUCCGAAAUUCUCAACCUCAUCAAUGAGUCAGAGCAAGAAGAGAAAGAAAAGGAGACACAGAACCAUUUUCACAUCCUAUCAGCUGGAGGAGUUGGAGAAAGCGUUUAAUGAAGCUCACUAUCCAGAUGUUUACGCCAGAGAAAUGCUGUCCAUGAAAACUGAGCUGCCAGAGGACAGAAUACAGGUUUGGUUUCAGAACCGCAGAGCUAAGUGGAGAAAGAGGGAGAAGUGUUGGGGUCGCAGCAGUGUGAUGGCAGAGUACGGUCUGUAUGGCGCAAUGGUCCGUCACUCCAUCCCUCUGCCUGAGUCCAUCCUCAAGUCAGCAAAGGACGGCAUCUCGGACUCUUAUGCUCCAUGGUUACUGGGUAUGCACAAGAAGUCAGUUGAUCCUUCACAACCUUCCCCAGGAAAAACCAUGAGCAACAAGCCGCCAAUGCUGCCGCCUGCGCAGGAGAAAACAGGAGACAAAUUGGUGGAGGAACAUAAGGAGAAACUGAGUAAGGACACUAGUUUGUCCAUUUCUAAAGAGGAACUGAGGGAGAGCAGCAUUGCAGCACUGCGAGCAAAGGCACUGCAACACAGUGCAAUGAUGGGGACUGUUUCAGAUGGAGCAAACAGCCACACGACGCAAAGAGAGGAGACUGAGAAUGAGAAGAAGGCACAACAGGAGAAGAGCAACUGAAAAAAAAGGCUGCAGGACACAGAUUCAAGGUGAAAUACUACCAGAAAGAAACUUCCAACGGUUUGAUUGGUUGAAAUAAAUCCUGGAACUCGUAAUAACUCCUAGCCUCCGAAUUCCUGCUCUGCGCUGCUAAAGCUACCACUGUAAUAGUUGGUAUGAAAUCCUAGGAGCAUUACAAGCCUAAAGCAUUAUUUUCAGACGGUUGAAGUGUGAUGUACAAGUGUCCAAUGGUUCCAUGACAUGUAAUUAUUUGCCCCUUUAUAAAUGUGACUGUAGUUUAAAUAAAUGUUACUUAUAUUUAAAA